CAUGGACCCGGACCCGGACCGGUACCAGAAGGUGUGUUUGUCCCAGAACCAGCUGGACUUCCCGGGCCAGCCUUAUUCCGUGUCCGUCCUAAAGGUCGGAUACUGCGUCCCUCAGCCCGGGGGGGCGUCCAAAGCCGACGGGACCAUCACCCUGAUCAGGGGGCCCCAGGACAUCCUGGUGGACACCGGGGGGCCCUGGGACCGGGACUUCCUCCUGCAGACCCUGAAGCAGCGGGGUAUGGACCCGGGGGACAUUAGGCUGGUGGUGGGGACCCACGGACACUCGGACCACAUCGGAAACCUCAACCUUUUCCCUUCCGCCCUGACUAUAGUGGGCUAUGACGUCAGUGAGGGAGACGUUUAUCUGGCCAAUCAGCUGGCAGAGGGACAGCCCUACCCUGUGGAUGAGCAGGUGUCAGUAAUUCCCACCCCGGGACACACGGGACAGGACGUGAGCGUCCAGGUGAAGGGGACGUCCGCUGGGACCGUGCUCGUAGCGGGGGACUUAUUCGAGCGCUGCUCUGAUGACGACACCUGGAGGGAUCUGAGUUUGAACGCAGCGGCGCAGGAGGUCAGCCGGCAGAAGGCCCUGAACGUCGCUGAUGUCAUCAUCCCUGGACACGGACUUCCUUUUAGAGUCGUCAGGAGCCCAUGACCACAGGGCUGGGUUGGAAAGGACACGUCUAACGGGGGGACAUUGGGCCCCGUCCCCAAACAAACCUCUGUGCGUCUCUGUGAAGGAAUAAAAUUCAGAGUUUUAAUAAAGUUGCUCGUCUUGUCUGGA
This is a messenger RNA of Cyprinodon tularosa, 784 nucleotides long. It is a transcript of the gene mblac1, whose product is annotated as metallo-beta-lactamase domain containing 1. NCBI's taxonomy places the organism in Eukaryota, Metazoa, Chordata, Actinopteri, Cyprinodontiformes, Cyprinodontidae. The transcript is spliced from 2 exons. The record is from RefSeq and is a predicted model, not a curated record. Bases 2 to 655 code for a protein of 217 amino acids.